Messenger RNA from Coffea arabica (coffee), 3830 nucleotides. The record is from RefSeq and is a predicted model, not a curated record. Lineage: Eukaryota; Viridiplantae; Streptophyta; Magnoliopsida; Gentianales; Rubiaceae.
GAGGGCAUUCAGGCCCAAAUUGCCAUUCACUUCCACUCACUUCAUCUUGAUGCCCGAAAUCAGUCUUCAGCAGAAUUGAUUGCAGCUCCAAUUCUUCUUCCAGCAAAACUCAAUAAUCAGAAAUCAAAGCAGAAGCAGGGGUGUCCAUCAAAAUGCUGCAGAAUCUGUUUUGGAUAAUUACGUUCCUUCAUCCAUGUCUAAAGUGCCAUUAGAACACCCUGUCCAGGCGCAGAGCACCACAAAGGUUUAGAUUUCCCAUUUUUGUUUUACAUGAUUUAAGAUUUUUGGGUUUGUGGAAAUUUUCUGGUUUUAUCCAAAUAAAGAAUGCAGAGAGCUAGUUCAAAGAAAUUCCUAGCUCUCUGCAGAAAAUGGCCGUUAAAAUCCAGUUUUCUACCUAUUCAUUUUUCUACCUAUUCCCAUCUGGGUUUAGCCCAAAACUCGGUAAAAUCCAGUUCUUGGAAAGAAAGUGGAAGGGUUUCGAGUGAAGCAAUAAAAGGGCAUGACUUAAUUCGCCUCAGUUCUGAACCAGAAAGCUCAAUGGACAGUAAAAGGCAUGAUGAAUUUUCUGCUGAUGUUGAAAAGAUUUAUAGAAUUUUGAGAAAAUUUCAUACUAGAGCCCCGAAAUUGGAACUUGCCUUGAAAGAAUCAGGCGUUGUUGUAAGAUCAGGAUUGACCGAAAGAGUUUUGAACCGUUGUGGUGAUGCUGGAAACUUAGGAUAUAGUUUCUUUGUGUGGGCGUCGAAACAGCCGGGCUAUAGGCAUAGUUAUGAUGUGUAUAAGGCAAUGAUCAGGAUUAUGGGGAAAAUGAGACAAUUUGGAGCUGUUUGGGCUCUUAUUGAGGAGAUGAGGAAGGAGAAUCCUCAGCUGUUAUCGCCUGAGAUGUUUGUUGUUCUGAUGCGGAGAUUUGCCUCUGCAAAGCUGGUCAAGAAAGCUAUUGAAGUUUUGGAUGAGAUGCCAAAAUACGGGUGUGAACCAGAUGAGUAUGUUUUUGGAUGUUUGUUGGAUGCUUUGUGCAAGAAUGGCAGUGUUAAAGAAGCUGCAUUGCUUUUCGACGAUAUGAGGAUGAGAUUUAAGCCAACAAUUAAGCAUUUUACUUCACUGUUAUAUGGUUGGUGUAGGGAAGGGAAGCUUAUGGAGGCAAAACAUGUAUUGGGGAAAAUGAAGGAAGCAGGGUUUGAACCUGACAUUGUGGUCUACAACAAUUUGCUUAAUGGAUAUGCAGUGGCUGGGAAAAUGGUAGAUGCAUUUGAUCUAUUGCAAGAGAUGAAGAGGAAGGGUUGUGAACCCAACGCAACAUCAUUUACUGUUGUGAUUCAGGCCCUUUGUGCUCAGGAAAAGAUGGAUGAAGCAAUCCGAAUCUUAAGCGAUAUGGAAAGGAGUGGGUGUGAGGCUGAUGUGGUGACAUAUACUACUAUGAUAAGUGGAUUUUGUAAGUGGGGUAAGAUAAAUAAGGGGUAUGAGCUUUUGGAUGGCAUGAUACAGAAGGGGCUCACUCCUACUCAGACUACGUAUUUGCACAUCAUGUUGGCUCAUGAGAAGAAGGAAGAGCUGGAGGAGUGUAUGCAACUUGUGGAAGAGAUGCAGAAGAUUGGUUUAGUUCCUGACGUCAGCAUUUACAAUACUUUAAUCCGAUUGUCUUGCAAGUUGGGGGAGAUUAAAGAAUGUAUUAGAUUUUGGAAUCAGAUUGAAGUGAAUGGGAUAAGUCCAGGGGUUGACUCUUUUGUCAUUAUGAUAAAUGGCUUAGUGGAGCAAGGGUGUCUGGUGGAAGCAUGUAAUUACUUUAAAGAUAUGAUCUUGAGAGGUCUGCUGUCUGCUCCUCAAUAUGGUACCCUUAAGGAUCUAUUAAAUUCUUUGCUUAGAGCUGAUAAGGUUGAAAUGGCUAAAGAUGUCUGGAGUUGCAUUAUGACUAAAGGAUGUGAACUCAACACAUAUGCGUGGACAAUUUGGAUUCAUGCACUCUUCUCAAAGGGGCAUGUGAAGGAAGCUUGUUCGUACUGUUUGGAUAUGAUGGAUAAUGGCGUGAUGCCUCAGCCAGACACCUUUGCCAAGCUAAUGCGUGGUUUGAGGAAGCUGUACAACAGGCAACUUGCUGCUGAAAUCACAGAGAAGGUGAGGAAAAUGGCUGCUGAGAGACAGAUGACCUUUAAGAUGUAUAAACGGCGUGGUGAAAGAGACUUAAAAGAGAAAGCUAAGGCAAAAAAGGAUGGGAGAAAAAGGCGAGCUCGUCGACGUCGGUGGGGCAAGGCCCAUAAUGAAGCUAGCAUUUAGUUAUAUAAGUUUAAUAAGGGGCAUACUACAGAUUCGAUAUGCUUGAGCUGUAGCAUCAAAUAUCCAAGUGCAAGCAUCGAAAUCAGAGUCCAUGGAAUAGCAUUGGACUGUUCUUCGAUGCAACAAUAGAAUGAGAGAUUACUGGGCAAGUGUGCGCUUGAUUUUCUUGGAGAGUUGAAUGAAGACAUAGAGAGAGCAUAGGAUGACAUACUAGAAUUGGCAGUGGAGAUGUCAUUGGUCUCAUUAGGGUCAAGCCAGACCUUUCCUCUUCCACACUUGAGAAUGCUGGCUGCUAGCCUCUUCUGCAGCCUCAGCGACACCAUUUCUGCCGGUUGAUUGAAAAACUUUUGCUGCUCCUGUAUGUUUGUUGCCAAGAUCAGGGGCUAUACAAAAGUAGAUGAAUGCUGUGGCUGAGGAUAUAAUAAGCUUGUUUGCUGCUGGUUCUAUGUAAAAUCUUUUUGACUUAAAUAAAAGCUUGCUGAGUAUUCGUAGUUCUUUUAUGAUGGUUGUUCUUCUUUCGACCUUAAAUAGAUGUCAGAAAAGUAUGCAUGCUAAUGUAAGUUUUAGGGGGUUAGGCAUUUGGUGAAGCAAGCAUCAAAGAAUUGAACCACAAUUGUUCUUGCUAGUUUUUCUUGGAAGCCAAGGAGGAAUUUAAUAUUCUGGAGGACUUUUCAAAAUUUGGUAGAAUUCUUUAAUGUUCUUUUUCUUGGGGCCAAAGGCAUUGGAGGGCUUGAAAAUGAGUAAUCUAGACGGACAUGAUUCAGAAGAUUGACCCAUUUCUCAUUGAACAGGGGCUCGGCCUAGCUAAUGGCAAAGCCCAAAGUUGCACUCAUAUCAUAUCAAAAUUGGGCUCUACUAGGCAAGUCAUCAAAGUUGGGCUGUAGGCAGGAUCCAGCCACGCCCUUCCCCUGCGGUGGCAUUGUGCAUUUCCUCCCCAUCCUGCUGGCGGGUUCAAGCCUCCUUGGGGGUUUGGCCACUGCCUUUCUCCGUGGUGGCAUCAUGGACUUGCUCCUCCACCGAGCUGGUAAAGGGUCGGGAUCGAAGCCUCCUCCGUGGCCAUAGCUUACUUGCCUCCUGCUAUACUCACGACUGUACUUCAGUGGUUGCACGCAUUUCUUCCAUUCCACCUUUCUCUCCACCCGGUACUACUCCUGGUGAUCACAAGAGCCCUCCCACUCCUCCGGCUUUGGAGGGUUCUAUUAACAAUUCAACCUUUCUUGAAAGGCAUGCGGAAUCCUUAAAUUGUACUUUUUUUUUGUCAGCUACGAUACAUUUGUAUAACCUACUCUAUCCUAAUCUAGGGGAGGGGGAGCCUAAAGAGACUGUUAUAGGGGCUAGUGGGUAUACAAACCCAACUAGACCAAGGGAGUGUUAUGGCACAACCCUUAGAUUUUUUUCGCUGCUGGUGAGGUUUGAACCCUAGCCAACAGCCCAAGGAGGGACUUAAGUCCCUUCCUGGUGGCCACUGAGCCAUUGGCCCAGUGGUUCCUUAAAUUGUACUUGCCCACCCAAAAAAGAAAAACAAGCAAAUAAUCAUCACCUUGCCUUUGUAAAUUUGUUCA